CGGCGGUGCGGGGCCCAGGCCGUGCCGAUCCGCCCCGCGCAGCCCCAGGUGCAAGGGGAAUGAGCCCUGCCUGAAGACCCCUGCCUUCACCGGAGGUCUCCCCAGACUGCUGGGGCACUGGGCUUAACACAGCAAUGGCUGGGAGCGACUCCUUGGAAACUCCAUGAAGGAAAGAAGCACAGCUCUUGUCCAUGGGACCUGGUCCCCAUGGCACCCGGUCCCCCCAGCACCUGGUACCCCUGGCACCAGGAGCAGCACCCAGAGCAGCACCUGGUGUGCUCCUGCUCCAGUCGCCCCAGAGAGGGAGACCACCCGUCCUCAACCCAAUAACAUGGGCAGAAGACGGUGCCAGCUAUGGAGAAGGAUAUGGCUGCGUCUAUGUGAGAUCCCUCCCACAUAGAAUCAAGGCCACCUCAGUGCCGCACUCUGGUGCCUCUGUCCCCGUGCAGAGCCUGAAGAGUGGAGAGCUACCGCAGCCCUGGGAGGAAGCUGGCUCCUCGGGAACCUCUGGAGCUGGAGUGUCCAGCCUGGCUUCACGUCCCCGCCCUUGGCUCUUCGUUAUUCAUAUCCAUGCCCCACACCUAUGGGACUGCUUGGUUUAUUUCUAGAAAAUAGCGUUGGGUCAGUCACUGAAGCCUUCCCCCACAUGGACCCUUGCCUUGGGCUCUUUUGGGAGUCUGGAGCCCAGUGGCUGGAACCAAAAGGCCAAGGGCAGGGCAGGAGCUUUGGGAGCCAGAAUGGCGUCCAAUGGCACAGCCCCUUCCUGUGGCCUGGAGUCCACCGUGUUCAAGGUCACCCUCAGCAUGGUGCUCGCGGUCCUCAUCCUCGUCACUGUCGCUGGCAACGUGGUCGUCUGCCUGGCUGUGGGCCUGAACCGCCGACUCCGCAGCCUCACCAACUGCUUCAUCGUGUCCUUGGCGGUCACUGACCUGCUCCUCGGCCUCCUGGUGCUGCCCUUCUCUGCCAUCUACCAGCUGUCCUGCAGGUGGACCUUCGGCAGGGUCUUCUGCGACGUCUACACCAGCCUAGACGUGAUGCUCUGCACGGCCUCCAUCCUCAACCUCUUCAUGAUCAGCCUCGACCGCUACUGCGCCGUCACGGACCCACUGCGGUACCCUGUGAUGGUCACUCCAGCUCGUGUGGCCAUCUCCCUGGUCUUCAUCUGGGUCAUCUCCAUCACCCUGUCCUUCCUGUCUAUUCACCUGGGCUGGAACAGCAGGGGUGAGGCCAGCAAGGGCAACGACACUACCCGCAGGUGCCAUGUGCAGGUCAACGAGGUGUACGGGCUGGUGGACGGGCUGGUCACCUUCUACCUGCCUCUGCUGGUCAUGUGUGUCACCUACUAUCGCAUCUUCAAGAUCGCCCGGGAGCAGGCCAGGAGGAUCAACCACAUGAGCUCCUGCAGGGCGGCCACCAUCAGGGAGCACAAAGCCACUGUGGCGCUGGCUGUCGUGCUGGGUGCAUUCAUCAUCUGCUGGUUUCCCUACUUCACCGUGUUCGUCUACCGUGGGCUGAAAGGGGACGAUGCCGUCAAUGAGGUUUUUGAAGCCGUUGUGCUGUGGCUGGGCUACGCCAACUCGGCCCUGAACCCCAUCCUGUAUGCUGCGCUCAACAGGGACUUCCGCACAGCUUACCAGCAGCUCUUCUGCUGCAGGCACGGGCACCGUGGCUCCCAUGAGGCUUCCCUGAGGUCCCUAAGGCUGAACAACUCUCAGCUGUCACGGAGCCACAGCCGAGGACCCAGGUGGCAGGAGGAGAAAUCCCUCAAGCUGCAGGUGUGGAGUGGGACCGAAGUCACUGCACCCCAGGGAGCCACAGACAGGAAGCCGGCGCUGUCCUGCACCACGUGUGCCAACAGCCUCCUGAACUGCUGCAAGAGCCUGUGGGGGCUUCGGUUCCUCCACAGGCAGCAGCGAUGCCCCUCAGAGGAGCUGUCGGGGGAGCCACUGCCUGAGGACACCCCGACGACACUGUCCCAGGAGGCUGUCUAAACCCUGCUCCAGGACCCUGAAGAUUCUGCUCACCCAAGUUUGACCUCUGGAGCCCCCGAGGACCCAGCCUCCAAAGCCACGGAGAACUGGGGGCUCCCAGCACACACAGUGGGUGCCAUGGUGCCUAGACGCGGGCUAGACAUUGGCUCUGUGCUCGGCACCCCACCCUCGUGCUCAGGACUCCUCUGGGCUGAAUCCAGGGGUUCAGAGCACACGUUGGUGCUGGCCCUAAGUGUCAUGAGUGAAGACAGUGGGACGUACAGAGGUGUGUGCAUGCGGGAGCCUGAACACGUAUGUGUGGGAACCCGCUUGUCCUCUAAGCAGGGCAGAGGGUGCUGCAUAAACAGGCCUUUCGCCCUCUCAUGGAUCAGCAGGACAAAGGGAAUGGAGGAGGGGGAAGGAGAGGGGACUGUCUUCCAUGAGCACCUACUAUGUGCAGGCACCUUACCUCACCUGUGUGAGCUUUCGUAACCCUUUAGCAUGUCCUCAGGGAAAGGGUCACCAUCCUAACCUCACUGAGGUAGAAACUGAGAGUCAGAAAACUACAGGGCCCCCCUGGGGCCACUCAGCCAGACUGGAAGAGGCACUCAACAGAUUUUGGAAUGGAUGGGUGGGUGGAUGGGUGGAUGGGUG
Molecule: messenger RNA, 2624 nt
Organism: Marmota flaviventris (yellow-bellied marmot)
Lineage: Eukaryota; Metazoa; Chordata; Mammalia; Rodentia; Sciuridae
Gene: Hrh2
Product: histamine receptor H2
Biological process (GO): positive regulation of vasoconstriction; gastric acid secretion; chemical synaptic transmission
Cellular component (GO): plasma membrane; dendrite
Molecular function (GO): neurotransmitter receptor activity; G protein-coupled serotonin receptor activity; histamine receptor activity
Source: RefSeq, a predicted model, not a curated record